AUGCGACGCCGACUCAUACCACAUGGUCCGCACCACCUCCUGGAGAAUUUCGACGCUCACAGAGCACUUCUUUGCUAUGACUGUGCCUGGUGUCGGGAGCCAGGUCUUCCACUAGGAGUCAUUGUAGGUGGUAUAUGUCUCUAUCGGCACCUGUGUCUCUCAACCUCGUUAUCAUCUAUCAUUCUCGAGCAACGACUACAUUGCCCUUUCGAGGUGUUCGACUGGUAUAAGACUGUGUGUGUGUGUAUGUCUGGAAGCCAAAACCUCGGCCAAGCAGAGAAAUACCCGGGACAAGAUGUACCUCGCGAAGGAAAUCUCGGCUAUCUAGCGAAACGUUACAUCACAGAGAAAGGCCUUGCAAAUUCUCUGGCAAUGGCUGUACAUGAAGAUCCACCCCUGGGACAACAAGUCAGAUGGCUUGUUGCAUCUGAGCAAUUUGCCGAAGUCGAAGGGAUAGCACGCAGAGCAGCGAACAACUCCCCAACCCCCAGAAAGUCAAGGGUCGCAGAGCCAACCAUGGAACCCGACUGGAAAGACUCCUGCUGA
Mytilinidion resinicola is the source of this 546-nucleotide messenger RNA. RefSeq lists its product as uncharacterized. The record is from RefSeq and is a predicted model, not a curated record. The transcript has a single exon. Bases 1 to 546 code for a protein of 181 amino acids. Lineage: Eukaryota; Fungi; Ascomycota; Dothideomycetes; Mytilinidiales; Mytilinidiaceae.